AUGGCUCCAAGACAUCACUUCUCCUCGGACCACGAGAAGAUGCAAGAACCCUUCUGCAAAGACCCUCCCCGCCGACGCAUCAAAGCUCUGGAAUUCGAUACAUAUGCACUGAUAAGGGACAACGCACUCACUGUGAUAGGAAGAGUCACGAACCCCGCUGAACAACCGGUAGGAGCCCUUAUUAUAGCUUUGCCUAGGAAAUGGGAUCUUAAAGGUAGAGUCACGGGCUCAGAUCUAGGUCACAAUACCUUCCAGUUCCGUUUCGAGUUGGAAGAAGACCUGCAGAACGUACUCUCGGCCAGACCUUACCACUAUGCCCACUGGAUGGUCAUACUACAACGGUGGGAGCCAGUCCUCUCGCCCCUCUUCCCUUCUCAAAUUCUUUUUUGGAUAACACUCCACGGUCUUCCCUUACACUACUGGCAUGAGAGAAUGAUCUAUGAGAUAGGGCAAGAUCUACGGACUUUGGAAGACUACUGUAUAACAAAAACUUCAGCAAAGAUAAGAGUCAGCGUGGACGCUCUAAACCCCCUUGUCAAAGAGGCACUCAUUGAGUUUUCUGCUGGUGUAGAACUCCCAGUCUCACUGGAAUAUGAUGGGCUUGAACUACACUGCUCCAACUACAACAGUCUUGCUUACCUAGCUAGGUUCUGCCCCCUCUCAUCCAGAUCUGAGGAGGUUAACUCCCACCCCAGACACAGAAAGGCAGCACGAAGUAACUCCUCUCCCCCAAGGCGUCCCAGACGCUCUGAAGAGUUGCAGACACAAGUGAACAGAAGGUUUGAAAAAAGACCAAUCACCUCAGAAGAACCAUUCCACCAGAGGCUUGAUUGA
This is a messenger RNA of Brassica oleracea var. oleracea, 834 nucleotides long. RefSeq lists its product as uncharacterized. NCBI's taxonomy places the organism in Eukaryota, Viridiplantae, Streptophyta, Magnoliopsida, Brassicales, Brassicaceae. The transcript has a single exon. The coding region runs from base 1 to 834 and encodes 277 amino acids. The record is from RefSeq and is a predicted model, not a curated record.